CCAACGCACAACCUAACCUCACUUUACUUUUCUCAUUGGAUUUUGUAUUUUAUUUCAUUAUUUCAAAUUUAAAGCUAUAAGGCAAAACUAAACUAGUUAACCAGCUUAGCAUUAGCAAAAUAAAACUAGCUACUUAACUACAGGAUAUCACAUGGAUACUUCUAUUAAAGAGGAAAUGCAAAAACUUGGUGUUGAUGAGAAAUCUGCGGUGGUAGCUUGCCAAGUAUUUUUGGAGUUGUGCGAAGUAAAGAGAUACUGGGAACCAAAAUACGAAUACAACUCAACAAUACACAAAAUUAUCAUAAAAGCCAAAAAGAAACCAAAUGAAGAGUUCAGUAUCUUUGUGCCAAUUCCCAGCUACGAACAACUUAAUUUUGAUAAACUCCAAACAAUUUUCGGCAAUUGUAUUGAUAACAUCUUUUUAGCAAUCCUCCAUCCAGAUUCCACUUGUGUCUAUUAUCAAAUAUCCAAAGGUCUUCAGGAACCAACAGAAACUGACGCAAAACAUCUCAGAGUGAAUAAACAAGAGAAACUGGACGCUGACUUGAGAAAGCACAGAGACUUGAUUCAUCAGUCUGCUUUGUUUGGAAUUCCUAUCACUUUACCAAAAAUUGUGCCCGAAGACAAAUCUAAACAAUCUGCAGAUGAUGUUGGAGAAGAAAAUAAUCAAUCAUCAAUUAGUUAAAGUUAAAUAAUCCACUCCGCUUCAAAAGGCAAUAAAAU
Ceutorhynchus assimilis (cabbage seed weevil) is the source of this 723-nucleotide messenger RNA. The record is from the annotation of a GenBank genome assembly. Lineage: Eukaryota; Metazoa; Arthropoda; Insecta; Coleoptera; Curculionidae.